This is a messenger RNA of Condylura cristata (star-nosed mole), 960 nucleotides long. Its product is annotated as olfactory receptor 10AG1-like. The record is from RefSeq and is a predicted model, not a curated record. Gene Ontology annotation, cellular component: membrane. Lineage: Eukaryota; Metazoa; Chordata; Mammalia; Eulipotyphla; Talpidae. Gene Ontology annotation, biological process: G protein-coupled receptor signaling pathway. Gene Ontology annotation, molecular function: G protein-coupled receptor activity; olfactory receptor activity. The coding region runs from base 1 to 960 and encodes 319 amino acids. The transcript has a single exon.
AUGGAACACACAGGCCAACUUUCCCCCUUGGGGAACCACACUACAUUGGUGGAAUUCAUCCUCAUUGGGUUUUCUGAUGUUCCCAAGCUUCAAGGAUUUCUGUUUGCUAUAUUUCUGAUAAUCUAUAUUGUUAUUCUUAUGGGAAAUAGCCUCAUUAUCAUGAUAACUAAGGUUGACCCCUCACUCCAGACACCCAUGUAUUAUUUUCUUGGAAACUUUUCCUUUUUGGAAAUAUGUUAUGUGUCUGUCACUGUGCCCAGAUUAUUAGCAGAUCUUUGUAGACAAAACAGAAGCAUUUCCUUUGUGACCUGUGCUUUUCAAAUGGACAUCUUUCUGACCUUGGGAGCCACUGAGUGCUUAAUUCUCACUGCCAUGGCUUAUGACAGGUAUGUUGCCAUCUGUAACCCAUUAAUGUACCCUGUCAUCAUGAAUAAGAGACUGUGUAUCCAGUUGGCAGCUGUCUCUUGGAUCAUUGGCAUUCAAGUACCCAUUGUGCUCAUCUAUGAGAUUUUCACUUUACCCUUCUGCAAAUCCAAUGAGUUGAAUCACUUUUUAUGUGAUGUACCCCCAGUUGUUCAGCUUGCUUGUGGGGACACUUUCAUGAUUGAGACAUUGAUCUCUGUUCUUACUGUUUCAAACAUCACUCUGCCUUUUGGGUUGAUACUUGGUUCAUACGGGAAAAUAAUCUCCACCAUCCUGAAGCUGCCAUCAGCCACAGGGAGAGCCAAGGCCUUCUCGACUUGUUCUUCCCAUCUCAUUGUUGUGGUUUUAUUCUUUGGAUCCUGCAUCAGUGUGUACAUGGAACCUAAGUCCACUCUCUCAUCAGGAAUGAACAAAUACCUUUCCCUUUUUUAUACCAUCUUGAUACCAUUGUUUAACCCUAUUAUAUAUUGUCUGAGAAACAAGGAUGUUACAGUGGCAAUGGAAAAGUUCCUACAGAAAAUAACUACUGUGAAUUGA